AUGGAGUCCGACCCUAUUCAAUUAGAGCACCAGACCGCUCCCGAAAGUACUCGAGGUCUUUUUGACCCUCCCGAACGCAAGCCUUCGCCACCCCAAGGCGCGUCUUCAUCGCCACCGCGGGCAGCACCACCUCCUUCGUCGUCCAACUCGUCGUCGAGCAUCGUAGAUAAGCGCCGCUCGUUUAACACCUAUGCCCCACUCCUCGAAAAAUCAACCGCGCCACCCAACAAGGAUCGCCCGUUUACACGUGGUCAUCAACGCUCGCGCUCGGCCGUGAUGCUCACCAACUCUGGAUCCCGCAAAAGUUUCGGAUUGCAACCCCUGUCUGAAGAAUCCGAGGACAAAAAGGUCACCGUCGACUCGCUUCAGGACAUGAUCAACACCUUAAAAGGUCUGCCUCCUGUCAUGCUCAAGGAGAAUACGAACGGCGCUACAGCCCGCUCUAACAGCAUCAGCGGUGCUACCAAUAAUGGUAGCACAUCAUCAUCAACAUCGAGUUACAGUCGUCGGCUUUCACUCGGAAACGGCAUCAGUGGGCCAGAUACGAUGCAGAACAUGGUCCAAAAUACAGUGCAGGAGCUCCGUAAUAUUGACAAAAGUGCGCGCAGACGUAGCCGACGUGCGAGUAGCAUGACAAGUACUUUGGAAGCAUCUGUCGCUUUGCGUGACGUUGCGCUGGCUGAAGCGGAAGCGAAGUUGAUGGGCACAUUUGCAAAGAUCGAAGGCACCAGUGUAGAUCAAAAGCAAGGGAAAGGACAAGAAGAAGUGGACUACGACGACGAUGACGAUGAUGACGGCGAUGAGCCUUCCAUUAAAGAAAUGUUGAUGAGCAUGCCGAGACGUCAUUCCACCUCCAGACAUGUCGGAUUGAAUGAAGAGAAUGUGGCUCCAAUCAGAACGGCAAGUCGCCGUCGUUACUCUGAAUCGUCUGGCAACAGUUUUGAUAUGUCGUCUCUUCCUGGAGCCGGCGGUAAACGUACGUCGUUGCAGCAGUUACCAACCUUGUCCGAAAAUGCAGAAAUGUUUGGAUCCGGUAAGGGUGCGCGUCGUCUCACCUUCAACAAGCCCUUGACGCUGGAGGAUAGCAACAAGAAGAUCUCGCAUAGCCGCCGAUCCUCGCGUAAUUUGGACUAUGAUUGGCGUUCGAGCUCGGUACCCACUUUACCUCCGCUCGCCACCCAUCAGUCGUUCAACUUGGUGCCAUUCACACCUACGCGCGUCAGUUUUGCCAAGGAUGAUGCCAAUCCUCACCAACGGCGCCCGCUCUUUAUUGCGCACUUGCCCUUCUCUGCCUUACCUCCGUUGUUCCGCUCGCGCCAACUUGUUCGUGGCAUCUUGCGCGUCAACAAACGUAACCGAAGCGAUGCCUAUGUAUGGUGCGAGGAUUUGGAUGCCGAUGUGUACGUGUGCGGUUCGCGCGACCGUAACCGUGCAUUGGAAGGUGAUGUAGUUGCAGUGCGUCUUGCUGAUGUUGAAAAGGUACUGCGUGAAAAGAAAGAAAAGGAAGAAGCCAAGUUGGUACGCAACGGUGGCCAAACACGCACACGCAUGCCGGAUGAAGAGGAUGAAAAUGAGAUUAUUUUCGGCGGGGAUGAUGAUAUCGAUACGGCCAAGCCAAAGUAUUCUGGCGUGGUUGUGGCUGUUUUGGAACGUGCGCAGAAUCAAGACUUCUCGGGAACACUGACAUUGAUGCGACCCAACAAUAAGCGCGCUCAGGAAGAAAAGGCAGCCGAAGAAGCCCGGUUAGCAGAAGGCGAUACUCCCAAAAAGGAAGCUCCUCGCAUUGUUUGGUUCAAGGCCACGGAUAAGCGUGUUCCAUUGAUCGCCAUCCCAAUAGAGCAGGCGCCAGCUGACUUUGUGGACAACAAUGAUGCUUACAGAAACCGUUUGUUCGUGGGCUCGAUCAAGCGAUGGCCGAUCACGUCGUUACAUCCGUUUGGUUAUCUCGAGCGAGAAUUGGGUCAGGUCACAGAUCUGGACGUGCAGGUCAUGGCCAUUCUUGCUGACAACAAUGUAUCUGAACUACCGUUCUCCGACGCGGUCAUGUCGUGCUUGCCAGCCAAUGCUGCUACGUGUGAGCUAUCAGCAGCCGAGUUAAAGGAUCGCCGCGAUUACACCGACCAGCGCAUGUUUACGAUUGACCCAGCUGGUUCCAAUGCACUGGAUGAUGCAUUUUCGGUUCGCAAAUUGAGUGAAGACACGUUUGAAGUAGGUGUCCAUGUUAGCGAUGUGACGCAUUAUAUCGUUCCACAUUCAGCCAUGGACAAAGAGGCACGUGCUCGUGGCGUCCGUGUGGAUCUUCAGCACAAGUUUGUGCCCAUGUUGCCUGGUGAGCUCACUGAUCAAGUGACGAACUUGGAUCCUGGUAAAAAGAGAUUGGCCAUUUCGGUGGUAUGGACCAUCACUUCCAAAGGCAAGAUCCUGGAUACUUGGAUUGGCAAGACCGUUGUCCGAUCGGAUGCCCAGUUGUCACAUCAAGACGCACAGAAGGCCAUAGACAGCGAAUCGCUUCUUGAGCGUGUAUCCGAUAACUCUGAUCUUUGCCAAGGUGUUGAGCAAGAUAUCCGCACGCUCGCCAAGAUUGGAUCUGCUAUGCGUGAUAUGAGAUUGGAGGAAGGCGGCGCAAUGACCCAGAUGCGCGACGAAUUGGAAUUCACGUUUGAGUAUGGUCAUCAGAUUGCCCCAUCCAACGUCUCCACAUAUACUCGUCCUGCAGCAGCGACAUACAUGAAAGAAUUUUUGCUGCAAGCCAACAUUAGUGUGGCACAAAAGAUCUCCAGCCAUUUACCCGAACAAGCAUUGUGUCGUCGCCAACCGCCUCCCGUGGACCGCAAGAUUCGCGAACUGGAAGCAUAUGCAGCUCGUCACUUAGGCGUCAGCUUGGAUGUGUCCAAUGCAAGCACUAUUGAGCACUCGAUCACUUCGAUCCACGAUGCUCCUCUUCGCAAGCUAGUGACUUCGAUUUUGCUCAAGACAUUCAACUCACCCAAAUACUAUUGCACUGGCACUCUUGAUAUCCUGAAAUAUUCCCAUUACGCGCUUAAUGUUCCGCUUUUUACCCAUUUCACGGCACCCAGUCGUCGCUACGCGGACAUUAUUGUUCACCGUCAACUUGACUCGGUUCUCAACGAUGAUAAACAAUUCUACCUUGAUCGCGAUACUGUGCAAAAGUUAGCACAGCACUGUAACGUGAAAAAGAACGCAGCGCGUGUUACCCGAGAACAGACCAGCUUGCUAUUCCUGUCGCGUUACUUGUGUGCCAAGCAACAACCGCCUACAGACAGCAUUGUGGUGUUUCGCGACGCUACCGUGGUGGCUGUGUUUGACCAAUACUUCGAUGUACUGGUGCCCGAUUUGAAUAUUGAGAAACGGGUUCACUUGGCACACUUGCCUGUCUGGCGGUCCAACUUUGACGAACAAUUAAACGCGUUGACACUGUAUUGGAAAAAGGGCGUAGCCACACCCACAGGCCAUCAUCAGACUUACGAAUCGGAAGACGAGGACGAGCUGGAUGAGGAAGCACUUAUUGAAGAAAUGAAGCAAGAGAUUACAGCUGCACCUGCUGUCGUGCCAACAUCCAAGCUCAAUAAGAAGGACGGGGAACAAAAGCAGCAGGAACAAGAGGUGCGACGACCUGUGGGUAGACGAGCAUCAGUUUUGCGUACAAGAUUGUCGGAUAGCACAGGUUACAGCACCGAACAAUCGUCCCAAACUCUUAAAGCACUUGACAGAAUCAAGGUUGCUGUGAUUGUGGAAACCAUCAAGCCGCCCCCGGUUGUGCGUGUGUUGGCUGCCAAUCCUUUUGCCUAA
Molecule: messenger RNA, 3810 nt
Organism: Zychaea mexicana
Lineage: Eukaryota; Fungi; Mucoromycota; Mucoromycetes; Mucorales; Lichtheimiaceae
Exons: 10
Coding region: 1-3810 (1269 amino acids)
Biological process (GO): mRNA catabolic process
Cellular component (GO): exosome (RNase complex); P-body
Molecular function (GO): RNA binding; 3'-5'-RNA exonuclease activity
Source: RefSeq, a predicted model, not a curated record